AUGUCAUCAUCAUCAGUAUCUGAUGGAAUUCUCAGCUUUGCAACACAAUACUCGAUUUAUACUGGUUGUAUUACAUUUAGUUUUGGAGUUAUUGUUGGUUUUCUUCCUAUUGUAAUUGCAUCAUCAUUUAGUGUCUUAGCUUAUCGUAAUGUUCGACGUAUAGUUCGACGACAAUUACCCAUUGUUCGUCGUAAACUAGACAAACAAAUAACAGCAAUGGUUCUUAUACGUGUAAUAGCCUAUGUUUGUUUGGUAUCACCUUAUAAUAUCUAUCGUAUCUAUGCCGUUAAUUUUCCUACAUCACGAAGUGUGCCUAUGGUAUAUGCAGUUGGUCGAUUGCUUCAAACAAUUCUUCUGUCUAUCAACAAUAUAAAUUUUGUUAUCAACUUUCAUAUAUUCGUAAUAUUCUCAUCACGUUUUCGUCGGCAAGUAAAAUUUGUUCUAGUAAAAAAAUGUUGGCAACGAUGGAGAUAUUGGUGCUGUCCCAUAAAUAAUCGAAUUGAACCUGACAACAAUAUUGAAGCACGCAAUUCACAAAUGGAAUCUGAUGAAAAUCUCUAA
Molecule: messenger RNA, 561 nt
Organism: Adineta steineri
Lineage: Eukaryota; Metazoa; Rotifera; Eurotatoria; Adinetida; Adinetidae
Source: the annotation of a GenBank genome assembly